Molecule: messenger RNA, 2843 nt
Organism: Octopus sinensis (East Asian common octopus)
Lineage: Eukaryota; Metazoa; Mollusca; Cephalopoda; Octopoda; Octopodidae
Product: probable RNA-binding protein 19
Exons: 27
Coding region: 102-2741 (879 amino acids)
Molecular function (GO): RNA binding
Source: RefSeq, a predicted model, not a curated record
AUUACAAUUCCUAACUUUACAUACAACAUCCGAUAUCAGACAAAAACUUCCGCUUUGACAUGGACCCUGGCUUUUAAUUAAUUAACACGUGCGUUAUCAUCAUGUCCCGUUUAAUUGUUAAAAACCUCCCGAAAAAUAUGACCCAGGAGCGUUUACAGGAAAUAUUCGGGGUCAAAGGUCACAUAACCAACUGUAACCUGAAAUACACCAAAGAUGGCAUUUUCCGCAAGUUUGCGUUUAUUGGAUACCAAAAGGCUGAAGAUUGUACAGAAGCCAUCAAAUAUUUCAAUAAAACUUUCGUUGAUACCUCCAAGAUACAGGUAGAGCCUGCUUACGACCUAGGGGAUGCAAACAAGCCAAGAUCCUGGAGUAAGUACUCUGCAGAAAGUUCCAGUUAUAUUUACAAGGAAAAGAGCAAACCUAAACUGGAUCCUGAAAAAAAUGAAAUGGACAGCAAAAACAAGACCCACAAAAAGAACAAAGAUGAAAAAAUGAAAGAACUUCUUGGUGAUCUUUAUGAGAAUUCUGAGUUUUUGGAAUUCCUGGAAGCACACAAGUUGUCUGGAAAAGGGGCCAAGAAUAUGUGGAGCAACGACACAAUAGAAUUCCUUAAGAAGUCGUUCGAUUCACAGAACAAGAACAAAGGAACAGCUGAAGCAUCUGAGGUUGUCUUUGAUGAUUCCGGAAAUGAAUCUGCAGAUGAUGAAUACGAAACCAUGGCUAAAAAUACCAGUGGUGGCCAUCCGGUAGAAAAGACGACACCAAGAGAUCCCCUUGAGAAUAAAAUGACCGAAGAUCCUAAGCCUGAAACUCAACCAAUAAGAUACUCCGUUCGAUUGAAGGGCCUCACUGGUCGAUAUCACUCUGACACUAUAAAGGAGUUCUUCUACCCCAUCAAAGUGAAACAAGUCCACAUACCCCGUGGUCUCAAUCACAGACAGUUUGGUAUUGUGUUUGCCGAAUUCUUUAAUCCUGAAGAUGUAAAAAUGGCCAUGGAGAAACAAGGGAAGUUUAUCAAUGGUGCCAAGAUCACAUUGAAGGAAACUGUAACCGGUGGUGAUGAUGAUGAUGACGAUGGUGGUGGUGGACAUUCAUACAAGAAGACUGCUGCUGAACUAAAAAUUGUACCUGAAGAUGAGGAAGAGGAAGAACUGAGUGAAUCUGGAAGGCUGUUUGUUCGGAACUUACCUUACACCUGUACAGAAGAAGAUUUAGAAAAGCAUUUCAGCAAAUAUGGUGCGUUGGUUGAAGUUUAUAUCCCUCUGGACACCGCGACCAAUAAAAUGAAAGGCUUUGCAUUCAUCACUUACAUGAUACCUGAAAAUGCAGUGAGGGCAUUGACUGAGAUGGAUGGUACAUCGUUUCAGGGAAGACUUUUGCACAUAAUCCCCAGCAGAAUCAAGAAAGAUCUGGAAGAUAAUACAGGACAUUCCAAAGACUCAGCUUUCAAGACAAAAUCUUUACAGAAGAAAAAAUCUCAAGCACAGAGUUCUCACAACUGGAACAGUCUAUUCCUCGGCAGCAAUGCUGUUGCAGACGUCUUAACAGAGAAAUAUGGCAUCAAAAAAACAGAACUUUUGGAUUUUGAGACAAAUGACAGUCUUGGAGUUCGGAUGGCAUUGGGUGAAACACAGAUUGUAACAGAGACGAGAGAAUUCCUGUUAGAGAAUGGUGUCUCUUUGGAUAGUUUCAGUCAGGCAUCUGGUCCUCGGAGCAAAACUGUGAUAUUGGUGAAGAAUCUUCCAGCAGGUUGCAAGGCUGAGGAGCUUGCCAAAGUGUUCUCCAAGUACGGUACUCUUGGCAGAGUGAUUUUCCCACCUACAGGAAUCACUGCCAUUAUUGAAUUCCUCUCACCCAGUGAAGCAAAGAAGGCCUUUACCAACCUGGCAUAUACAAAGUUCCUACAUUUACCCCUCUAUCUAGAAUGGGCCCCCUUAGAGACAUUUGUAAAUGCUGCACCCACUUUAAAGAAGGACACUGACUCAACCCCUGCCAAAGAAACUCCCAAAGAAAAGAGUGAACAGAAAGCAGAACAAUCUUCAGAAGACGAAGAGAGUGACGUGGAGCCUGACAGUGUGAUGUUUGUGAAAAACCUGACCUUAGAAACCAAAGAGGAUGACUUAAGGAAGGCAUUUGAAAGCUGUGGGCCAAUAAGAAAUGUGAUUGUUGCACGUAAAAAAGACCUCAAAAACCAAGGACAAGCAUUAUCGAUGGGUUAUGGAUUUGUGGAAUUCAAGCGAAGUAAAUCUGCUCAGAAAGCCAUUAAAAAGUUACAACAUAUGGAACUGAAUGGACAUCAAAUAGAACUGAAAAUAUCCAAUCGGUUAUCAAUAAGUGACAAAGUUGUUGCCCGUAAGAAGCAGGUGAAGAAGAAGCAGAAAACCACAAAGAUAUUGGUACGGAACAUUCCUUUCCAGGCUAAGAAGAAAGAAAUCCAAGAAUUGUUUAGUGUCUUUGGGGAACUUAAAAUUGUGCGUUUGCCAAAGAAGGUAGCUGGUACAGGGUCACAUCGAGGUUUUGCUUUUGUAGACUUUGUAAAUCGUCGAGAGGCGAAGAAAGCUUUCAAUGCAUUGUGUCACAGCACACAUUUGUACGGUCGACGUCUGGUCUUGGAAUGGGCAGACACAGAAGAAACUAUUGAAGAUCUUCGCAGAAAAACAGCUGAGCACUUUCAUGAUGAUAUUCCAAAGAAAAUGAGGAAGAUGGACAUUGUAGCAUCUCUCGCCGAGGAGACAAUAUGAUAGAGAGUGGUGGUGAAACAUUAUGAUGGAGGGAUGGGGGAAUGAACAUGAUAAAUUUGUAAAUAAAUUUUAAUAAAUAUUUUUGCUUAAUUUCAAAGUUAA